UUGAGUGGAGCACCUUACAGGAUUGGAACCUGAACUGUGAAUGUGCUUUGUUGUUGUUGAUAAAUUCUCAAAAAGUGUAAAAAAUGGAUCUGGCCAACCACGGACUUAUACUGCUACAGCAGCUAAAUGCACAGAGGGAGUUUGGUUUCCUGUGUGACUGCACGGUUGCUAUUGGUGAUGUCUACUUCAAGGCGCACAAAUCUGUCCUUGCUUCUUUCUCCAACUACUUUAAGAUGUUGUUUGUUCAUCAGACCAGUGAAUGUGUCCGUUUGAAAGCAACUGACAUACAACCAGAUAUCUUCAGCUAUCUCUUGCAUUUGAUGUAUACUGGGAAGAUGGCACCUCAGCUCAUUGACCCAGUUCGAUUAGAACAGGGAAUAAAGUUUCUGCACGCAUAUCCACUGAUUCAAGAGGCCAGCCUUGCCAGUCAGGGUACCUUUUCUCAUCCAGAUCAAGUUUUUCCAUUAGCCUCUUCUUUAUAUGGCAUUCAAAUUGCAGAUCACCAGACAAGACAUCCCACUAAAGUUACCUCAGCAACGGACAAACUUGGGCGAGAAUCAAGGCCACAGCCUUCCAGGAUGAGCCAAGAACCAGUGUCUGAGGGCUCACAGCUCUCACAGUUGGCUUCAAGUCUGCCACAAGUGACCCGGACAAAUAUGACCACUUCUGACCCUUUGCAGUCUUCACUGUCUCCAGAACUGGUUUCCACUGCAGGUAAUAGUUCUCCUCCAGAGGAGGAAGCCAACAUGGAAGCAUCUUCUUCAGAUGAACAGCCUGCUUCACUCACAAUAGCACAUGUCAAGCCAAGUAUUAUGAAAAGGAAUGGAAGCUUCCCAAAAUACUAUGCCUGCCACCUCUGUGGUCGUCGGUUCAAUCUGCGAAGCAGUUUGCGUGAGCACCUCCAGAUCCACACAGGAGUACCCUUCACAUCAAGCCAACAGGGAGAAAGUAGCAUUUCCCUGUCUCUUUGUAAUAAUGCAGCUGAAAAAGAUGCCAUGGAAGUGCCUGAAGCGGGAAUGAUUAGUGACAGUGAGCUGCAACAGAUCUCAGAUUCCCCAAUAAUUGAUGGACAGCAGCAGGCAGAAACACCACCACCAUCAGACAUUGCAGACAUAGACAACUUGGAGCAGGCAGAUCAAGAAAGAGAAGUUAAAAGACGGAAAUAUGAAUGUUCCAUCUGUGGACGCAAAUUUAUUCAAAAAAGCCACUGGAGGGAGCAUAUGUACAUACAUACUGGCAAACCUUUCAAGUGCAGCACUUGCGACAAAAGCUUCUGCAGGGCCAACCAAGCAGCCAGACAUGUGUGCCUAAAUCAGAGCAUGGAUACAUAUACUAUGGUGGACAAACAGACUCUGGAACUGUGUACAUUUGAGGAAGGCAGUCAAAUGGACAACAUGUUAGUACAGACCAACAAGCCCUACAAAUGUAACUUGUGUGACAAAACAUUUUCAACUCCCAAUGAAGUGGUCAAACAUUCGUGCCAAAAUCAAAACUCUGUCUUUGCUCUAGAAGAAGAUAGAUCCAUUCUGCUAGGUAGUGAGGACACAGAAGCUACAGAGACUGAUAACUCAGUGUUAACCUCCAUCAAAAAGGAGCAGGAAGCAGUGUUGUUAGACUGAAGGUGAAACCUAUCAAUUUUUUAAAGUUCAGUCAUUUGUAUCAAACUAAUACUCCCCCUGCAACCAGAACUACACUGGCACGAUAAAAAAAUUUGAUCUUGCCCCUCCCACAAAUAAAUAAAUAAAAGGCCUUUGCCUCAAGCCACAACAUAAUUGAUUUUAAUACAAAGGAAAGUGUGUAGAGGGAAUUCAGCUAACUUUGUCAAUAGUACUAGUAAACUCAAAUUUAAAUAGAUUUUAAACAGAUUUUAGAUUAUUUAAAUGCAUACUUAGAUGCAAUGAAGUGUGUAAUGAGAAAUAAAAUACCAUUUUGGUAAACGAAGAAUAUAUAUAUAUUUAAUUAUAAUUAUUUUCUCUGGUAACAAGUCUUCCUUUUGAGAAGAAAUAGCAGAUGAUGCAGCGUGCUUUCUAGAGCUACAUGUACAAACUCUGUAAGAUAACUAAAAAAGGCUUAAAACUUUUCACAGUGAACCCAGGAAACUUUGUUUUUAGCCUUUAGUUUUUCCUCAAGUAUUCCCUGGGGUAUGUAUUUCAGGUAUCAUCACUGACAUUAUGUCCAUUCAAGAAAAUUUAGUUACUUAGUCAACUUUGACUAAAGUAGCAGUAAUAAUGAUGUGAUGGCAAUCUUUUUAUAUGUAUAUAUAGAAAGCGUGUGUGUUUGUGUGUUUGGUAUAUACAGGUAAAUGAAUGCACACACCCUAUCUAACAAUUGGUCAUCUGCUUUCAAGUUCAACCAAAAAGGUCCAUAAAUUUUAGUUAUUUGACAGAUAAGCCAUUUUACACAACCCUUAUUUUUAAAUUAAAUUUAAACUGCCCCAGGAUGUGUGCAUUUUUAUUAUCGUGUUUGAAUGGAAAUUAAUAUAAUUAGUGCUGUCACCCAAGACAUGGAGGAAACUAGAGAACAGAGAAAUUGCAUACUAGCGAGCACUGUGCAGUUAUCAGUGCUGCAUUCACAUGUGCUGUAGCAAUAGAUCCGAGUCAUUCCGGAUAUGAGGGGAGAGGGGAGACUUGAUCACCUUAUUCACACAAGUAGUCUCAGACUUCAGUGGGUCUAAUUGCAUGAGUUAAGGUGAAAAAGAUUUGGCCCUUUGUUUAAUAUAGUCCCCUUCUAGCAGCGGACAGAGGGAAAGGUGGCUAUGGAUCAUGGUUGUUUUAAAAGUGAAGCUGCAGUGCUGGCCAGUGAAUUCUAUUGUUUAAGGGAUUCCCAUUACUUUAGACUCCAAGGCAAAGUAUGCAAACGCUGGGAGGGCAAAUACCAUAGCAUUAGCUAUUGCUCAGGAUAGCACUGCAUCUUUGUAUUUAAAAUCAAGUUGCUGAUUUUUAUAUUUAAUUUUUUAUAGAUGCCUGGAUUUUUUGCCAGUAGCCUAAAAACUAAGCUGACAGCAGUAAGGAAGCCCACUGAUCACUCAUUGGGCCAAUAGGAAAGCUUAUGUAGGCAGAGUAAGUGCCCCACCAUAAAUGGAGGCAGUGGGGGGAGAGGGGGGAAAGGGCAAGGCACAAACCAUAGCUCUGCUCUGUGUAUAUGUUUAAACUGAGUAUCAUCCUAUUUUGUGUAUAGUUAAGUUCUCAGAUUUGUAAGUUUUUAUACAUCAUUUCAUUGAAUAAAAAUUGAAUUAAAUGGAAUGUGA
Molecule: messenger RNA, 3247 nt
Organism: Emys orbicularis (European pond turtle)
Lineage: Eukaryota; Metazoa; Chordata; Testudines; Emydidae
Gene: ZBTB2
Product: zinc finger and BTB domain containing 2
Exons: 3
Coding region: 84-1619 (511 amino acids)
Biological process (GO): regulation of transcription by RNA polymerase II
Cellular component (GO): nucleus
Molecular function (GO): DNA-binding transcription factor activity, RNA polymerase II-specific; protein binding
Source: RefSeq, a predicted model, not a curated record